AUGCAAGUUAGUACCGGUGAUCCAUGUAAAGAGCAUCAAUCGAAGAGAGCAUGCGUUCAGUGCAAGAAGAGAAAGAAAAAGUGUAGCGGCGAACUCCCAUGCACUUACUGUAUAAAGAUAGACAAGCCUGAGCGGUGCGAAUAUCGAGCACGACAAACUUCUAAAAGGAUCAGUGUCACUGCUAAAUAUGUGGAAUCGUUGAAAGCCCAAAUUCAUGAGCUGGAGCAGAAGUUGCAGCAAACAACAGAAGACCGUUCGACGCAAAAAAUGCCAAGGAAAACCAGCGAUGCCAGAAAUCCGCUCAUUGAAAAUGACCGCGAAGAUUUCCGUUUGUCUGGUGUCAAAAAUGUUGCCAUUUCCGAGAAACCUUAUACCGGCUAUUCUUCUUGCGCUAAGUUCUUGACGGAAAUCAGUGAAUCGAUAGUCGGAGCCAACACAGUGCGCCCCAAAAGCAACAAUGCGUCCGCGAAAAUACUGGCUCAGUGCCUGCAAGUCAGCACUGGUUUCCAGGAAAUUUACCAAAUAGCUAGAGAUCGGUUGCCAACAAUCGCACAUGCUCUUAUACUUCUGAGAGUAGCUGAUAAAACCAUCGGCGCUGACUACAUGUAUCUCGAGUCUGACUAUACCAACCGCAUUUUGGAACCCAUCAUUUACUCGUCAACCGUGCCGGAAACGGAAGAAGAUGUGAUUCUUUAUGUCACUGAAAUGUCCCGUUUCUAUAGCUACAUUGCGCUCGGAUCUCUUUUUGAUCACGGCAGUGCCAGACCUCGAUGUCCUGGCGUUCAUUUCUUCGAAACUGGCGUUUCUCUGCAAAGUUUCCUACAAAAAGCAUACGAUCAGGCAAUCAGCAGUUCUCUGAUUCAAACACACCUUUACCUCACUUUUUACUCGCUGUCUUUGAAUCAAAUGUCCUUUGCAUUCAACAUGAUCGGAAUCGCGAUCCGAAUGGCAUUUUCACUCGGGUUACAUGAGGCGACAGGAACGCUCGCUCAAAACCGAACGUUUUGGCUCUGCUUCGUUUACGAUAGACUGAUUGCAAUUAGACUGGGUUUGCCAUUCAUGAUUGAAGAGUCUGAAAUCCAGAUACCUUUUUUAGACGCAACCGACGAUGGCUCAGAAACAACAUCGUUGAGGAAAUACUACUUGGCAUCGCACGUCGGACUGGCAAAAAUUACAACCAAUAUUAUAAGGAAGAUAUACACCAGAAACUCCACUUCAUUUGUCCAAAACUGCUAUGACAUUUUAGAGGAUUUGCAGAAUUGGCUCAAUAAUCUUCCAAGCAACCUAAAACUGGAUCAUGAAAAGAUUCAAGGAUGGGAGACCAGAUCUAUUUUCAACCUCCAUAUCAAUUACAACUACUCUUUGAUAGUAACGACUCGACCUGUCUUGUUCUACGUAUUCCAGAGAUCUUUGAGUGACAACGGAGAACAUCGGCAAGGUAUGUCAGAGAAGUUGUCGGGCGUUGUUGCUGAUUUAGUUGACGCUUGUACUAAGGCGGCCGAAAUUCAAAGCCGGAUUCUCACUAAGCUAUUUUAUGGCGAAAACUUCGGAGUGUGCUCUUUCUUGGAUUGUCAUUUUAUUUUCAACGCUACGGUAAUUCUUAUACUCCGGGCAUACUGUCAGUCAAUUCCAACUUUUGAGAUCAAGUACAACUCAGAUAUGAAUGUGCUAUUCGAGCUGAUACAACUAAAUUUGAAAGUUUUGUCCUCUCUAUCGGAACACAACGUUGCUGCUUCGCAUUUCUACGAGAAGCUCACUGAGCUUUUGAAAUUAUUAAGAUCUAGAGGUGCCUUCGUUGACAUCCUUUCCACCAGGCCUAGAAAGAGCGGAAACUCUUUAGAUCAACCACAUGAUGGCAAAAUAGACAUUCUUUGGGAAGAUGAGGCUGUGUUUGAGGACAAUUCUAUUGAUACCUUUGAGAUCGUGGAUAUCGCACAAGUCUUGAAUGGAAUUGAAAACCAAGGUUACUUCGGGAAUGGCGAUCCAUAUUCGCUUGGUGAUAUUGAUUAUCUAGGAUCCUUCGAUUGGCAUUAA
This is a messenger RNA of Lachancea lanzarotensis, 2034 nucleotides long. RefSeq names its product LALA0S02e05842g1_1 (gene PUL4). Bases 1 to 2034 code for a protein of 677 amino acids. The record is from RefSeq and is a predicted model, not a curated record. Gene Ontology annotation, biological process: regulation of DNA-templated transcription; DNA-templated transcription. Gene Ontology annotation, molecular function: zinc ion binding; DNA binding; DNA-binding transcription factor activity, RNA polymerase II-specific. Lineage: Eukaryota; Fungi; Ascomycota; Saccharomycetes; Saccharomycetales; Saccharomycetaceae. The transcript has a single exon.